Messenger RNA from Amblyraja radiata (thorny skate), 378 nucleotides. It is a transcript of the gene rps28, whose product is annotated as ribosomal protein S28. The transcript has 4 exons. The record is from RefSeq and is a predicted model, not a curated record. Gene Ontology annotation, biological process: ribosomal small subunit assembly; translation; maturation of SSU-rRNA. Gene Ontology annotation, cellular component: ribosome; cytosolic small ribosomal subunit. Gene Ontology annotation, molecular function: structural constituent of ribosome. The coding region runs from base 63 to 272 and encodes 69 amino acids. NCBI's taxonomy places the organism in Eukaryota, Metazoa, Chordata, Chondrichthyes, Rajiformes, Rajidae.
GGGGCGGGUAUAAAUAGCGGGCGGCCGCACCACGUGCUCCUUUUUGCAGAGACGCCGCCAUCAUGGAGGGACCGCGGACACAGGCCGUCAAACUGGCGCGGGUUACCAAAGUUCUUGGAAGAACUGGUUCCCAGGGACAGUGUACACAGGUUCGUGUGGAAUUUAUGGAUGACAGCAACCGAUCCAUCAUUAGGAAUGUGAAGGGACCAGUCCGUGAGGGAGAUGUGCUCACACUUUUGGAGUCUGAACGUGAAGCAAGAAGAUUACGAUAACAGGUAUGCCAACUGCCACCUGAAGAUCCUUACCUCCACAAUUGGCUACAGACAUUUGCAAACUUUUUUGGACAAAAUGCUACAAUAAAUUCUGUAAAUUAGCUGA